Acomys russatus (golden spiny mouse) is the source of this 3509-nucleotide messenger RNA. It is a transcript of the gene Zdhhc8, whose product is annotated as zinc finger DHHC-type palmitoyltransferase 8. NCBI's taxonomy places the organism in Eukaryota, Metazoa, Chordata, Mammalia, Rodentia, Muridae. Bases 39 to 2327 code for a protein of 762 amino acids. The transcript has 11 exons. The record is from RefSeq and is a predicted model, not a curated record. Gene Ontology annotation, molecular function: palmitoyltransferase activity. Gene Ontology annotation, biological process: protein palmitoylation.
CCCGGCCCGGGGAGGGAUGCGGCGGCGCGGCGCCCAGGAUGCCCCGCAGCCCCGGGACGCGCCUCAAACCCGCCAAGUACAUCCCGGUGGCCACGGCCGCCGCGCUGCUGGUUGGCUCCAGCACCCUCUUCUUCGUAUUCACGUGCCCAUGGUUGACAAGAGCUGUGUCUCCAGCUAUUCCUGUCUACAAUGGCAUCCUCUUCCUCUUUGUCCUGGCCAACUUCAGUAUGGCCACCUUCAUGGACCCUGGAGUCUUCCCCCGAGCGGACGAGGACGAGGACAAGGAGGAUGACUUCCGGGCCCCACUGUACAAGAAUGUGGACGUGCGGGGCAUCCAGGUCCGCAUGAAGUGGUGUGCGACAUGCCACUUCUACCGUCCACCGCGCUGCUCGCACUGCAGCGUCUGUGACAACUGUGUGGAGGACUUUGACCACCACUGCCCCUGGGUCAACAACUGCAUCGGACGCCGCAACUACCGCUACUUCUUCCUGUUCCUGCUGUCACUCAGCGCACACAUGGUGGGGGUGGUGGCCUUCGGUCUGCUCUACGUGCUCAACCACUCAGAAGGGCUAGGAGCCGCCCACACCACCAUCACCAUGGCUGUCAUGUGUGUAGCUGGCCUUUUCUUCAUUCCUGUCGUCGGCCUCACUGGCUUCCACGUGGUACUGGUCACCCGGGGCCGCACCACCAAUGAGCAGGUGACUGGGAAGUUCCGCGGGGGUGUGAAUCCCUUCACCCGAGGCUGCUAUGGGAACGUGGAGCACGUGUUAUGCAGUCCCCUGGCGCCCCGGUAUGUGGUGGAGCCCCCCAGGAUGCCGCUCUCAGUGCACCUAAAGCCACCCUUCCUGAGGCCUGAGCUCCUGGAGAGAGCUGUGCCCCUCAAGGUCAAACUUAGCGACAAUGGGCUGAAAGCUGGCCGCAGCAAGUCCAAGGGCAGUCUAGACCAGCUGGAUGAGAAACCUCUGGACCUUGGACCUCCACUGCCCCCCAAGAUAGAGCCUGGCACCUUUGGAAGAGAUCUGAAGACCCCAAGACCUGGCAGUGCUGAGAGUGCCCUGUCAGUACAGAGGACCAGCCCUCCAACACCUGCCAUGUAUAAGUUCCGGCCAGCCUUCUCCACUGGUCCCAAGACACCCUUUUGUGGACCUAGUGAGCAGGUCCCAGGCCCUGACUCCCUUACUCUGGCAGAUGACAGCACCCACAGUCUAGACUUCGUGUCUGAGCCCAGCCUGGAUCUCCCGGACCACGGGCCUGGUGGUCUGCAUCCUACCUAUACCCCUUCCCCGCCCCUCAAUGCCACGGAUGCCUUCUCAGGUGCCUUACGCUCCCUGAGUCUCAAGGCUGCCAGCCGGCGGGGUGGGGACCACAUGACCCUACAGCCACUGCGCUCUGAAGGUGGGCCCCCCACCCCUCACCGUGGUCUCUUCCCUCCCCAUGCCCUGCCCAACCGAAAUGGCAGCCUGUCCUAUGACAGCCUACUUAACCCUGGCUCUCCCGGAAGCCACGCAUGCCCCACGCACCCCUCCGUCGGCAUGGCCGGCUACCAUUCACCUUACCUGCACCCUGGGCCAUCAGACCCACCACGGCCCCCACCCCGCAGCUUCAGCCCUGUGCUGGGUCCCCGGCCUAGAGAGCCCUCUCCUGUGCGCUAUGACAACCUGUCUCGGACCAUCAUGGCCUCUAUCCAGGAGCGCAAGGACAGGGAAGAACGCGAACGGCUGCUGCGCUCUCAGACUGACUCACUCUUUGGCGAUUCUGGUGUCUAUGACACACCCAGCUCCUACAGCCUGCAACAGGCCAGUGUGUUAACGGAAGGUCCCCGUGGCUCUGUGCUGCGGUAUGGCUCCAGGGAUGACCUCGUGGCUGGGCCUGGCUUUGGUGGUGCCCGCAAUCCUGCCCUGCAGACGUCGUUGUCCUCACUGUCCAGCUCCAUGAGUCGGGCACCUCGGACAUCUUCCUCCUCCCUACAGGCUGACCAGGCCAACAACAAUGCCCCGGGACCCCGGCCUGGCAGUGGUUCACACAGGUCACCUGCCCGUCAGGGCCUGCCUUCCCCACCAGGCACGCCCCGAUCACCCUCCUACGCGGGCUCCAAGGCUGUCGCCUUCAUCCACACGGACCUCCCGGACCGACCACCCUCACUGGCUAUGCAGAGGGAUCACCCUCAGCUGAAGACCCCCCCAAGUAAGCUUAACGGGCAGUCCCCAGGCAUGGCCCGUCUGGGGCCUGCCGCCAGCCCCAUGGGGCCCAACGCCAGCCCUGCCCGGCACACGCUGGUUAAGAAGGUGUCCGGCGUGGGUGGGACUACGUACGAAAUCUCGGUGUGAGAACUGACCACCACUCAUCUGCUGUGAUUCCACGGGGACCAGGACCCCCCACAGUAGCUCCCCAACCCCAUCAAGUUCUCUGCCCCAGGGAGAGGAGGCUACCCAAGCCUGGUGUGGACACAUCUACAGGAAAGCAAGCCCUGCUGCCACAAGCUUGUGCUCCGGCCUCUGUCUGUUCAUCCACUUAUCUACUCACAGGGCAGGUGGAGCCAAGGCUGUGGGCUGUGAUGGCGACCUGGACUGCCGCCUCCAUCAGCCAAGCUCAGCCCUGCACCCUGUUGCCCUCAUUCCCCGAGGCCAGUCCCCAACAGUCAUCCCAUGGGCCUACCCACUCCUGUGUGGAUGGGUUGCUGCAGCCCUGUUUUCCCAGCUGCUCCUGAUACAUGGCCUUUCACUGACUAGCUGGUAGCUUGUUGCUUGGCAAGGCCUAUGCUUUGCAGGGAGUGUAACUUUGGCCUGCUCUGGGCUGGGAUGGAUGGAUGGAUGGAUGGAUGGAUGGAUGGAUGGAUGGAUAAUCCAGCUGUAGCAGGGGUCCCAGCUCCCUCUGUUCCUGUCUUGCCUGGCUGGUGGGUUUAUGUCCCUGUGUCUGUAUGCUGUGCUGCCGUACCACGUCUCAUGUGUUAGUGCUCGGCUACCACUGUUCAUCAAAGCCUUAACUUCUGCUUUUAUGCUCUUGUGGGAGGUGACGGGGGUGUGGGGUGGGGGUUGGCCAGAGAAGAGAGGGGACCAGAUGCUGCCCCAGGGACUAGUGGGGCCUAGAGCCCCUUCCCUCCCUCUCAGGCCUUCCCUUCCAAACUGGAGAGUCCUCACCCCAAAGCAUACAGAGUUCCCAGCACUGGCUCGGCCAGCGCCGCUGGAAAGCACAUCAGGAAGGGGUCAUUUCUCCCCCUGGCAUCAGGGACCCGAGUAAGCACAUGGCAGCGUCCGCUUGCAUUGUGUCUGUCUUAUGUUUUUAUAUUUACAUCUAUAUAUCUAUAAUUUUAUUAAAAAAAGGAAAAUCAUUUUGAUCCUUUCCUUGGGCAAGGCUAUGGCUGUGGGUGCAGGGUGGGUGUCAGGAAAGGGGUUGGCCAGCUGGCACAGGGUGGCACAUUCCUCUUGAUCAUUUCUGCUGACAUGCCAGGUCAGGCCUAGUUGGUAACGGACCUUCUGCUGGUAAGUGCAAAGGCCUCUUAUCCCAGUCUC